UGUAUUCUUAUCGUCAAAUUCAAUUCUCUCUGAAACUUGCUUCUCCGGAAGAGUUGGAAUUUCUAAUUCAUGCCCUUCCAGUGUUCUUCUUCUUCUUCCGCUGAUGUGGGUUCCUUUCAUUGUGACAGAUUUUUUCUUUACCUAAGGAGGAUUUAGUUUGGGAUUCGCAAGAGAUCGCUAGAUGGAAGAUUACAUUUUGAAUUUGCUGGUUUGGGCACUUAUUUCAUGGACAACAGCUUUUAUCCUGAUCAGAAAAAUCUUCCCAAAACGCUCAUUCAGUUUCUGCAACCGCAUUGUUUCUACAGUCCAUGCUUCCUUGGCAGUCACUUUGUGUUCUCUCUCUGUUGAGGAUUGGCGAUGCCCAGUUUGUCCUUUGGCUUCUAUGUCUUCUCCUUCACAGAUGAAGACUUUGGCUGUUACUCUUGGUUACCUCAUUUAUGAUCUCACAUGUUGCUUGUUUGAUGACCAUGUGAACAUAGAUAAUACAGUUCAUCAUCUGGUUAGCAUUCUUGGACUUGGGGCUGGCCUUGCCUAUAAAAGGUGUGGAUCAGAGAUGGUUGCAGCACUGUGGAUUACAGAGAUCUCCAGCCCUUUUCUCCACAUGAGGGAACUUCUCAAAGAAAUUGGUUACAGAGAUACUGACCUUAAUUUAGCUGCUGAUAUUUUGUUUGCAGUAAUCUUCACAUUUGCAAGAAUGGUAGGCGGACCUUACCUCACUUAUGUGACUCUAACUGCUAACAACCCACUACUCAUAAAGGCGAUGGGGCUCGGAUUGCAAUUAGUGAGUGCUUUCUGGUUCUACAAGAUAGCAAGGAUGGUGAAGAACAAACUGACCAAGAGAAAUACAUCUAAAAAAUUGACCUGAAGCAUGAAGGCCCCAUGUGUGUUUCUAUGAUAUUUGAGGGAUGUAGAAGGAAAAUUGAUAUCAUGUUGUUGAUCUAGGAAGGCUUAUUUCUCCUUCUCUCUAAGCAUUGGAACUUUUAUAUCUGAGAUGAUACUUAAAACUCAGCUGGGAAAUGUACCAAGAAAGAAACUUCAAAUCAGAAUUGAAUCAAUGAAAAUUUUCUAUUGUGA
This is a messenger RNA of Macadamia integrifolia, 1074 nucleotides long. Its product is annotated as TLC domain-containing protein 5-like. The coding region runs from base 182 to 865 and encodes 227 amino acids. The transcript has 5 exons. Gene Ontology annotation, cellular component: membrane. Lineage: Eukaryota; Viridiplantae; Streptophyta; Magnoliopsida; Proteales; Proteaceae. The record is from RefSeq and is a predicted model, not a curated record.